CUUCGAAGGCGGUGUAUGGAUUGGGGAGUCCCAGCCUUGGGGAUUCCCCAUCUCGCAGUUUCUCUUCUUCUCACAACCUGCACCGGGUCCUUCUUCCUGGAUACUCACGACGCGGACCCAGUUCUCACUCCCAUUGGGUGUCGGGUUUCUAGAGAAGCCAAUCAGUGUCGUCGCGGUCCCGGUUCUAAAGACCGCAGGCACCCACCAGGACUCAGAUUCUCCCCAGACGCCGAGGACCGUGUCAUGGUGCCCCGAACCCUCCUCCUGCUACUCUCGGGGGCCCUGGCACUGACCCAGACCUGGGCGUGCUCCCACUCCAUGAGGUAUUUCUACACGUCCGUGUCCCGGCCGGGACGUGGGGAGCCCCGCUUCAUCGCCGUGGGCUACGUGGACGACACGCAGUUCGUGCGGUUCGACAGCGACGCCGCGAGCCUGAGGAUGGAGCCGCGGGCGUCGUGGAUGGAGCAGGAGGGGCCGGAGUAUUGGGACCAGGAGACACGGAACAUGAAGGCCCAGGCACAGCUUGACCGAGUGGACCUAGGGACCCUGCGCGGCUACUACAACCAGAGCGAGGCCGGUUCUCACACCAUCCAGAUAAUGUAUGGCUGCGACGUGGGGCCCGACGGGGGCUUCCUCCGCGGGUACCGGCAGGACGCCUACGACGGCAAGGAUUACAUCUCCCUGAACGAGGACCUGCGCUCUUGGACCGCGGCGGACAUGGCGGCUCAGAUCACCAAGCGCAAGUGGGAGGCGGCCGGUGCGGCGGAGCAGCACAGAGCCUACUCGGAGGGGAGGUGCGUGGAGGGGCUCCGCAGAUACCUGGAGAACGGGAAGGAGAUGCUGCAGCGCACAGACCCCCCCAAGACACAUAUGACUCACCACCCCAUCUCUGACCAUGAGGCCACCCUGAGGUGCUGGGCCCUAGGCUUCUACCCUGCGGAGAUCACACUGACCUGGCAGAGGGAUGGGGAGGACCAGAUCCAGGACACAGAGCUUGUGGAGACCAGGCCUGCAGGGGAUGGAACCUUCCAGAAGUGGGCGGCUGUGGUGGUGCCUUCUGGAAAGGAGCAGAGAUACACAUGCCAUGUGCAGCAUGAGGGUCUGCCCGAGCCCCUCACCCUGAGAUGGGAGCCAUCUUCCCAGACCACCAUCCCCAUCGUGGGCAUCAUUGCUGGCCUGGUUCUCCUUGGAGCUGUGAUCACUGGAGCUGUGGUCGCUGCUGUGAUGUGGAGGAGGAAGAGCUCAGAUAGAAAAGGAGGGAGCUACUCUCAGGCUGCAAGCAGUGACAGUGCCCAGGGCUCUGAUGUGUCUCUCACAGCUUGUAAAGUGUGAGACAGCUGCCUUGUGUGGGACUGAGAGGUUCCUGCCCUUCCCUUUGUGACUUGAAGAACCCUGACUUUCUUUCUGCAAAGGCACCUGCAUGUGUCUGUGUUCCUGUAGGCAUAGUGUGAGGAGAUGGGGAGACCACCCCACCCCCGUGUCCACCAUGAUCCGCUUCCCCAUGCUGACCUGUGCUCCCUCCCCAAUCAUCUUUCCUGUUCCAGAGAGGUGGGGCUGAGGUGUCUCCAUCUCUGUCUCAACUUCAUGGUGCGCUGAGCUGUAACUUCUUCCUUCCCUAUUAAAAUUAGAACCUGAGUAUAAAUUUACUUUCUCAAAUUCUUGCCAUGAGAGGUUGAUUAGUUAAUUAAAGGAGAAUAUUCCUAAAAUUUGAGAGACAAAAUAAAUGGAACACAUGAGAA
Messenger RNA from Symphalangus syndactylus (siamang), 1739 nucleotides. RefSeq names its product patr class I histocompatibility antigen, A-108 alpha chain. Gene Ontology annotation, cellular component: external side of plasma membrane. The record is from RefSeq and is a predicted model, not a curated record. Gene Ontology annotation, molecular function: peptide antigen binding; signaling receptor binding. Lineage: Eukaryota; Metazoa; Chordata; Mammalia; Primates; Hylobatidae. Gene Ontology annotation, biological process: immune response; antigen processing and presentation of endogenous peptide antigen via MHC class Ib; antigen processing and presentation of endogenous peptide antigen via MHC class I via ER pathway, TAP-independent.